AUGGGAAGGAAACCAUGCUGUCAAAAAGUAGGCUUAAAGAAGGGAGCAUGGACUGCCGAAGAAGACGAUAAGCUCAAAAACUUCAUGCUCACAAAUGGCCAAUGUAGCUGGAUAGCUCUCCCUAAACUUGCAGGACUGUUAAGGUGUGGAAAAAGCUGCAGAUUGAGAUGGACAAAUUAUCUUAGACCAGAUUUGAAGAGGGGAUUUCUAUCUGAAGAUGAAGAGAAGAUAAUUAUUGACCUUCAUGCUAAGCUUGGAAACAGAUGGUCCAAGAUUGCUUCUCAUCUCCCCGGAAGAACUGAUAAUGAUAUAAAAAAUCGCUGGAACACACGCAUCAAGAAAAAGCUGAGGAACAUGGGGAUUGAUCCUAUGUCCCGCAACCCCUUGCGGCCUACAACCACCACUCCAUCUCCGCUGCAAGAACAUACACAAAAUCCUGAGGCAGAACAAGAACCACCGUCAAAAGCGGAUCAAAACAAAGACACUGAGACCUCAGUGCAAUCCAACAUUGCAGAGGGAAAAGAUGAAGAUAGAAAUAUGGCUUCAAGCCCAUUAAUGGAGAUGGGAAGCCAAGAAUGCUUUGAGAAAGGUGCUUCAAAGAAGGGAUCAUGGACUGCCGAGGAAGACAAAAAGCUCAGCAACUUCAUUCUCAAAAAUGGGCAAUGCUGCUGGAAAUAUGUGCCUAAAUUUGCAGGACUGUCAAGAUGUAGUAAAAGCUGUAGAUUGAGAUGGAAAAAUUAUCUUAGUCCAGACUUGAAAAGGGGAUUUCUAUCUGAAGAUGAAGAGAAGAUUGUUGUUGAUCUUCAUGCUAAGCUUGGAAAUAGAUGGUCCAAGAUUGCUUCUCAUCUUCCUGGAAGAACUGAUAGUUGCGUAAAGAAUCAAUGGAACACACACAUCAAGAAAAAGUUGAUGAAAAUGGGGAUUGAUCCCCUGACUCACAACCCACUGCCGCCACCGCUGGAAAAUCAAGAACCAUCGUCGGAGGUGGUGGAUACUGAAAUUUCAAUGCAAUCCACCAUUACAGAGGACAUAAGCAUGAUUGCAAGCCCAUUUGAGGAUUUGCAGUUUCCUCCAGAUUUUAUUGAUUACAGUGAAAUUAUGAGUAUUUUGUACGAUGAUUCAAGCAGUUAG
This is a messenger RNA of Fraxinus pennsylvanica, 1131 nucleotides long. Lineage: Eukaryota; Viridiplantae; Streptophyta; Magnoliopsida; Lamiales; Oleaceae. The record is from the annotation of a GenBank genome assembly.